UUGCAGCAGGCAACUAUCACUUUUGCAAAUGCCGGCUCGGCUUCCGUCCGCCAUUGCUCUAUUUCGACGCGCCAAACUGGACAAACUUUCCCGACAAAGUGCGAGGAAUGCAAAUUUGAGACGCUGCGUGUCAAACACCGCGCGAACAAAUGUUGGCAGGGAUCGGGGCAGCGUUACGUCGUCUCUUCUCUCCGCCAGGAGCCGACAGAGCCCCAGAGGAGCGGCGGCGGAGGUCCCAGAAGCGCAGGCGGGAACAGACCAUGGACGACGACAACGAUGAAUCCUCGACGAGUCGCAAGUGUCCUCGCCGAGGGCUGGGUGAACGCGCCGGCAUGGAGAGGCGAGCGGUACCGCUCAACUGGCUGCACAGGGUCCUGCGCAAGCCGAUGGACAAUUACUUCGUGCGCCAGGCGAUGGAGUGUUUACACCCGAGCGCGCCGCCCGUCACUGCCGAACCUGCCAGGCCGGAGGAGCAGACGACGUGUCCUCCGUCCGGGGAUUUUCGCUUAGAGCAUGCGGCUGAGCGGUCAUCGAGCGCGCCCCUUUUGCCGGACCGCUUCGUGCGCCCACACGUCAAGAACCAUGACUUCGGGUCGACCGCCGCGUUGCGUCGACCAGGCGGCGGAGCCUGGGGUCGACACUACGGUGGCCAGAGCCGUCCCGACGCCGAGACGGGAGCGGCGAAGCCUGCUCAAGAGCGGAACGGGGGUCGGUUCCCUGAGCUGACUCCGUACCACUGCAUCCGAAUGGACGAGAAGCAGCAGUACCAGCAACUGCUGCAGCAAUGCACGUCCGGGUACCUCCGACCGCGCCCCAAACCGCAGGUACGCGACGCGUCAGUGAGCACCGUCCAACUGGAGUCCCCGACUCGACGGUUCGAGCAACUGGACAUAAAGGACGAGUCUACACGUCCUCCACGGAUCUCCCGAAACCUGCUCGAGGUGGCGUCCACCGUGAGACGCGAGCCGCCUCGGACGCCUCGACUGCGCCAGAAGCCUCCCGAGCGACUGGAGCCCCUGCAGCCGCUGCCACCGAUGCCUUCGAGCCCGUUUCUGUCGCCCUCGUGGCUCCAGGAGCUGAAGACCAAGCUGACGUUCUCGGAGGAGAGCCAGGCGGCGCGCAUCAAGCGGCAAGAGCGGGCCUGCGAGGGUCUGCUCAGCAAAGAGCGCCUCGUCCGACCAGCCGAGGUCGUCGAGGAAGUGGCGGAACCCGCCAAGGAAGAGGUCCUCCCCGAGCUGACGGCUGAAAUGGAGGCGGCCAUCGAGAAGGCGCUGCGGCCCACUCCCCCGGAGGAGGUUCUGGCCCGGGGCUUCAAGCUCCUGGUGACCCGCAAGGACAUGGAGACACUGGCGGGCCUCAACUGGCUCAACGACGAAGUGAUCAAUUUCUACAUGAAUCUGCUGAUGGAGCGCGGCCGCACGGAGCCCGGCCUGCCCUCGGUGUAUGCCUUCAACACCUUCUUCUACCCCAAGCUACUGACGAGCGGCCAUGCAGCCCUGCGGCGCUGGACCCGGCACGUGGACGUGUUUGCGCAUGACCUGCUGCUGGUGCCCGUUCACCUGGGCUUGCACUGGUGCCUGGCAGUGGUGGACUUUCGCAUCAAGAGCAUCCGCUAUCUAGACUCACUGGGCGGCUCCAACCCGGAGUGCCACAAGGUGCUGCGCCAAUACCUGCAGGACGAAAGCCGGGACAAGCGGGCCACUGACUUGGACCUGUCCGAUUGGACCUUCGAGGCUGUCAAGGACAUCCCGCAGCAGAUGAACGGCAGCGACUGUGGCAUGUUUGCCCUCAAGUACGCCGAGUACAUUACUCGCGACGCCAAGAUCACCUUCGACCAGAUGCACAUGCCCUACUUUCGGCGGCGCAUGGUCUACGAGAUCUUAACAAAAAAGCUUCUUUGAGGACCCCGCCGUGCUUGACCACAAUGCCUUCGAACCAAUAGUGAUAUGUCGUAUUUAUUCUGGGCGGGGGUCGACCGCAACCGCUUUGUACAAUAGACUCUUUCUCCACAUCAAACUCUCGCGGUUGUGGGUCGCGCAUUGAAUUUUGUACAUUUCUUGAGCUCGGACUGUUCGUUCAAAGAAGUUCAUUCUGGAUGCAGCAUCGGAAGAGGGGGUGCAAUUUUUAAUUUUUAAUCUUUUUGCAACCGAAUACAGCUUGCUUUACACUCUUGCAUGUUGACAAUAAAGAUGGGCUAAGUUUUUA
Ixodes scapularis (black-legged tick) is the source of this 2205-nucleotide messenger RNA. Its product is annotated as sentrin-specific protease 2. Gene Ontology annotation, biological process: protein desumoylation. Gene Ontology annotation, cellular component: nucleus. Lineage: Eukaryota; Metazoa; Arthropoda; Arachnida; Ixodida; Ixodidae. The record is from RefSeq and is a predicted model, not a curated record. The transcript has a single exon. Gene Ontology annotation, molecular function: deSUMOylase activity. Bases 150 to 1901 code for a protein of 583 amino acids.